Lathyrus oleraceus (garden pea) is the source of this 1912-nucleotide messenger RNA. RefSeq names its product B3 domain-containing protein Os01g0234100. Gene Ontology annotation, molecular function: DNA binding. The record is from RefSeq and is a predicted model, not a curated record. Bases 185 to 1576 code for a protein of 463 amino acids. Lineage: Eukaryota; Viridiplantae; Streptophyta; Magnoliopsida; Fabales; Fabaceae. The transcript has 8 exons.
CAACACCAAAGCUGUACAAUCUCAAACAAUAGUUUUCUCUCUCUACAUAUGACAAAUCAACCACCCAUCAUGCAAACCACCUCUCUUUCCAUCAAAACCAACACCACCCCACCACCAUCCAAAUGCCCUUUGCAUCAUAGAAUGCAAGGCCAUUGUUGAUGAAGGGACUCAUCUCAAAUUCUUAAUGUCCAAAAUGGUGGCGGUUGAUGAAAAGAAGAAGGCUCAUAUGGUUCCACAAUAUGAUGAUCAAGGUGUAACUUUGGCAUUUCAUGGCAGAGAGGUCUAUGAUGCCGUUCCUAUUGCACAUUUCCCUAAAAAGUCUCCUUUAAAUGAUAAACAUAACAAGGUGGUGGAAAAUAAACACAGACAAGCAACACCUGAUGAGGGACAAUCACAGAAGCUUGCAAGCUCAUCUAAAGAGACAACAGAUGCAACAUUUUCUCGUGGCGAGGCUGUGAUUCAAGCCGAAGGACUCCGAUCAAAUUUGCAACAAGAGUUCCCAAGUUUUGUGAAGUCCUUGGUCAGAUCACAUGUAGCCAGUUGUUUUUGGAUGGGACUACCCGUGGCGUUCUGUAAAAGACAUUUACCAGAUAAGGAUACAACUAUCACUUUGGAAGAUGAGUCUGGUAGAGAAUACAAGACAAAAUACAUUGCAUGUAAAACAGGAUUAAGUGCUGGUUGGAGACAGUUUUCCGCUGUGCAUAAAUUGCUAGACGGUGAUGUGGUGGUAUUUCAAUUAGUCGAACCCACCAAAUUUAAGGUUUAUAUAAUAAGAGCUAUGAGGGAACUAGAGAAUCAAGAAAGUUGCUCAAAACAAAAAGUUGGAGGCAAAAAUAACAUAGAUACUGAUGUUGUAGCAUGUAAUAGUCCAAAAAGAAAAAAUGGUAAACCUAUCCCACAAGACACCCAAAAGAAAAAUAAAAUUACUGUAUCAAAAACGGAGACUAAGGCUAAACAAUAUCCAGAACAAUAUGAAAAUGAUAGUGAGGAAGCUUUGUCUGAAAUAUUGGAGGCAUAUAAAAUGCCUGAAUUCAAAGAUUUAAAUGGUUUCGAAAAUUUCAGAAUCAUAGUCAACGGAAUGCUAAUUGAUAAUGAACUGUCUACCGAAGUUCGAAACAAGUACUACAAACUCUGUUACAGUCAACAAGCUUUUCUUCAUGACAAUCUCAUCAAAGGCUUGAACUAUAAUUUAGUUUCUGGAGUUAUAUCUGAAGUUGUUAACAUUGCUGAUGCAAUAAAAGUCAGUGUGAUAUCUACGCCGCGUUUUGAGUUUUAUAAUUGGGAUAAAACGUUGCUAGCAUUUGAGAAUUUGGGCAUGAAUGUUGAGUUUUUGAGACAUCGAUUGCGCAGGCUUGUGAGCCUUGCUUAUGAGACGGACAACGGCUUAGAGACUAGAAGAUACUUGGCGUAUAGAACCGAGGAACACGGUGGAGUAGAGGAUGAAAUAAAGAAUAUGGAAACGAAGCUCGUGGAAUUGAAAGAAGCUUGUAAUGGAUUUGGUGAUUAUCUUGAGAGUUUGAAGCACAAAGCUGAAAGUGAUGUUAAUAAUGAAGAAUUUGCUGAUUUAAGACAUUAAGAGGGUUUAAAUUAAAGCUGAAGUGAUGCAUUAAUUGGCUAUAAUGAUGCAUUUGAAGUUGCUUCCUUGUUUGAAGUCAGUAGCUAGUUAUGUACUGGAUAGGAAGGAAAGGGAUCACGUGGCUUUGCACAGAAUACUUCACUUCCUAAGGUAGACAACUAUGGCCUUCACCAACUCUAAGAAAUGUUUGUAUCUUUAUUAUGUAAAAGUUUCCUUUGGAGGGACUGGUUAGUUUUGUACCCCACCUUCUGUUUUUGCCAAUCAUAGGGGAGGACACUAAUGUGCUAUCCACACAAGUUAAUUAUAUUUUAAUCAUAUCAGAUUGUUUAUAUGUUA